GAAGAAACCCUUAAACCUUAUCCCCUCCCCAAAGCACAGCGAGAGAGUCAUGUCUGCCUCUGCUUCCUCCGUUUCCCUCUCUUCCUUCAACCCUAAAUCCCUUCCUCUCUGCGUCUCCCGCUCCGCCUCCAUCUUACCCCCUUCCCUCUCCUUCAAACUCAGCCCUCUCUUCGCUUCCUCCGCCGUCAAAUGCUCCUUCGACCCGUCGCGUUUCGCCAGAAACGUCGCCGUGUCAUCAGAUUUCGAGGUGGAGGAAGAUGACAUGUUCACUGACGAUGAUUCUUCCCCGCCUCCGCAGCAAGAGAGGAGCUCCUUCUCCGCUGACCUCAAGCUCUUCGUGGGUAACCUUUCUUUCGAUGUGGAUAGCGCUCAGCUCGCUCAGCUGUUUGAGAGCGCCGGAACUGUUGAGAUGGUUGAGGUAAUCUAUGAUAAAGUGACUGGCAGGAGCAGAGGUUUUGGGUUUGUGACAAUGUCAACUGCAGCUGAAGUUGAGGCAGCAGCUCAGCAGUUUAAUGGCUAUGAACUUGAAGGCAGAGCUUUGAGGGUUAACGCUGGCCCUCCUCCACCAAAGAGAGAGGAAUCAUUCUCCAGAGGACCAAGAAGUGGUGGUUACGGUUCAGAACGUUCCAGUUACGGUUCUGAACGUUCCGGCUACGGGUCUCAACGUUCAGGACGUUCUGGUUACGGUUCUGAACGUUCCAGCUAUGGUUCUGGGUCAGGUUCAGGCUCAGGCUCAGGUUCAUCAGACCGUGUUUACGUUGGAAACCUCUCGUGGGGUGUGGAUGACACGGCUCUUGAGAGCUUGUUUAGCGAGCAAGGAAAAGUUGUUGAGGCCAGGGUCAUUUACGACAGGGACACUGGUCGAUCAAAGGGUUUUGGGUUUGUGACACUCGGCUCUCCUCAAGAGGUCACAAGAGCUAUCAGCUCUUUGAAUGGCGCUGUAAGUAUUAUUAUUCAUCUCUCUUCACAUCAGUGUCUUUUGUUCACUAGUACUUGUUAUAGUGCAAGCAAACUCUCUGAUACACUUUUUUGUUUUUGUUUGAAGGAUUUGGAUGGGAGACAGAUUAGAGUCUCUGAGGCUGAGGCUAGACCACCAAGGCGCCAGUUUUGAGCUACCAUGUCACUUACACUGCUCUAAAUGAAAUGCAGAUUCCGGAAGUGUAUGUCAUCUUGUCUGACGAAUAAGCUAUUUGUGUUUUGAGUUUUGGGCUUUGUUUUGGGCUUUUGCUUUUAUCUUUGGAGACUACUUAGGUUUUUGGACUUUGUUUUUUCUUUAUUCUACUUCUUUCUUUCCUUAUGCUGUGCAUGCUCUCGUUAUCUUGUUGUCCAUCAAGUGUAUGUGGACCGUUUUAAAGAGUGUACCAUUUGAAUCCCAAACGGAAGUUUUUGCUUUACUAAAAUUUCUUCAUAGUAUUCGAUCCCAGUUUUA
Messenger RNA from Eruca vesicaria subsp. sativa (arugula), 1429 nucleotides. Lineage: Eukaryota; Viridiplantae; Streptophyta; Magnoliopsida; Brassicales; Brassicaceae. The record is from the annotation of a GenBank genome assembly.